Molecule: messenger RNA, 1526 nt
Organism: Cucurbita maxima (winter squash)
Lineage: Eukaryota; Viridiplantae; Streptophyta; Magnoliopsida; Cucurbitales; Cucurbitaceae
Product: protein PAM71-homolog, chloroplastic-like
Exons: 10
Coding region: 185-1255 (356 amino acids)
Biological process (GO): manganese ion transmembrane transport; Golgi calcium ion homeostasis; calcium ion transmembrane transport
Cellular component (GO): Golgi apparatus; chloroplast
Molecular function (GO): calcium ion transmembrane transporter activity; manganese ion transmembrane transporter activity
Source: RefSeq, a predicted model, not a curated record
GACGAGCUUUCCAUUUUAUCUCUGCAACUGCGACGUGGCAAUCUUCGGAACUCAGAUACGGAUUUGUUGGCGGAGAUUCAACUUCACUUCCGAGCAACUUUACGCUUGAACCGCCGGCGGCCGGCGAGAAUUAUGGUUUUGUAGUAGGUAGAUAUGAGGUCAUAGGAACGAAAAGGAAGGAGAAAUGGAAGGAUUGGUGGUUCGGUCACCUUUCGUUUCAACAGGGAAGAAGUUUCCUUUCUCACCUUUGCUCGAUUCUUUGCCGAGUUGUUCUGCUUCUGGCAGUGUAUUUGCGAAGAACGUAUCGAAAUCGCUGAAAUGUAGAAGAGUAACGAGAUUGAACACGAAGUACGGUAAAAUCAGAGCGCAUUCGUCGAAUGUAAGUAUCGGAUCCGAUGGAUACAAGCACGAGGAGGAAAAGGAGGGCCAGCAUGUUAUUUCCAGCAGUGCACCUGCUGAUAGUUCAUCUAAAACUGAGAAGUCUCCAAAUGGAUUGCCUUAUCCUCUUUCUAUUGCGCUAGUACUAAUUGGGUGCAGUUUAGUAUUCUCACUGAUUGCCUUUGUGAAAGGAGGACCAUCGUCAAUCUUGGCCGCAGUCGCUAAGUCAGGGUUCACUGCUGCUUUCUCCUUAAUAUUUGUCUCUGAAAUUGGAGACAAGACAUUUUUCAUUGCUGCACUCUUGGCCAUGCAAUAUAAGAAAGGACUGGUUCUGUUAGGAUCUAUGGGAGCUCUUUCACUUAUGACAGUCCUCUCAGUUAUAAUUGGACGGAUAUUUCACUCAGUACCUGCUCAGUUCCAGACAACUUUACCAAUUGGAGAAUAUGCGGCUGUAACUCUUCUAUUGUUCUUUGGUCUCAAGUCCAUUAAAGAUGCAUGGGAACUUCCCUCGAGUGUUCCUAAACAGGACAACGAGAGUCCUCCAGAACUUGAUGAAUAUGUUGAAGCAGAGGAGCUUGUUAAAGAAAAGGUUUCAAAACGGCUCUCCAAUCCUCUUGAAAUCAUCUGGAAGUCGUUCAGCCUUAUAUUUUUUGCUGAAUGGGGUGAUCGCUCAAUGCUUGCAACCAUUGCUCUUGGAGCUGCACAGUCUCCUUGGGGCGUGGCUACGGGAGCUAUCACUGGACACCUAAUUGCAACCACCAUUGCCAUUCUAGGAGGAGCACUUCUUGCAAAUUACAUUUCUGAAAAACUGGUCGGCUAUGUGGGCGGUGUACUCUUCUUGAUUUUUGCAGUAGCAACCUUUUUCGGAGUUUUCUGACUAUUGCACGACAUCGAGUUCUUCAACGCCCUAUGGUCAGGUCAAUGCAUUCAAAGGCUCUAAUGCUAGUAGCCACAGUGAGAAGAGGAAGAAAAGUGGCUUAACGUAGGUUAUUGUUUCUUUUCUUUCUGAUGUUUAUGAUAUAAUCCUUUUCAUUAUUCUCAAGCUUCAUAAUUAUGAUUUCGUGUGCUUGUCGUGAACAAUUUUCUUUCCCCAUAUGGUUCGUAGUGGAAUUCAGAUUUUUGCCAAUAAAAUUUCAUUUUCUGUUAUA